This is a messenger RNA of Danio aesculapii, 6658 nucleotides long. RefSeq names its product Rho guanine nucleotide exchange factor (GEF) 10 (gene arhgef10). Gene Ontology annotation, biological process: mitotic spindle assembly; actin cytoskeleton organization; positive regulation of stress fiber assembly. Lineage: Eukaryota; Metazoa; Chordata; Actinopteri; Cypriniformes; Danionidae. Gene Ontology annotation, cellular component: centrosome. Gene Ontology annotation, molecular function: guanyl-nucleotide exchange factor activity; protein binding. The record is from RefSeq and is a predicted model, not a curated record.
GAAAAAGCAGUGGAAAAGUUGCCUAACGUGACAGUCCUUAAAAUGAUAGAGAGAAUAUUUAUGGUGUUGGAUCUGUUCUGUAACUAAACCCGUUUUUCUGCGUAGACGGAAUUUAAUCCUCAUUUAUCUCCAAAAAAAUGGUUUGCAGGAUCGGCCCGUGAUCAUCAGUGUUGUGUGUGUUUCAGAAGAGCGUGUUCAGCAUGGACGUGGAGGAUUUCCCCCCUCCUCCACCUGACCUGUUGGAUGACGGAGAUGAAGGUGAGCGGUUUGAGUUUGAUGACAGUGGUGAUGAAGCCCCUGAGGCGGAUCGGCCUCCACCUGAACCUGAGGGAAUCUCCGCACCUCCACCCUGCUCUUCCUCAGUCAGAGACGCACACGUGAAUGAGACAAGUCCAAACCCAGAGCACACAUUCAACGCAGAGGCUGAUCUGCCCCCUCCGCCUCAGGACUGCCCCGCUAAUAACAGGCCUCUGGCUCAAAUGCGCUUCAAACAGUCUGAUCUCCCUCCUCCUCCUCCUCCCACUGAACUUUGUUCCGGUGCAGCAGUGAGCCUGAACAGAGACCUCAAUCCGCCAGCAGAGGGUACUGAUGUUCACAGAGAGCAGGACGAAAACAAAGGUGCCAGUGUGGUUUGCUCCUCCAAGCCCAAAGUGAGCCCCUACUCUGUGAUCGACAUCGGCCCCAUCCAACAGCAGCUGCCAUCAGAGCAGAGCGGCCCGCCCUCCUCUCCCUCAGCCAAUCAGAGUGAAGGAGUUGUUCAGGAUGUGACCGGUAGCCCAGGGUUGCCCUCUGGGUAUUCAGUGCCAGUGCCCUGUGGUUAUGCAACGCCCUCAAAUGUGCCAAUGAUCCCACCGACCUACACCACUCCAGUUCUCAUCCGCCACUUCUCUAUGGAUGAAGAUGUGACUGUUGUUGGAGCAGUAAAUACUCCAGUGGACAGUGUUUUUAGUGAAGAGUGUCCGGUCAUCAAAGAGGAAGAUGCUCUUACUAAGUGGGUUUCUGACCCAGCAAACACAGCCUGGAUGGAGAGUCCAGAUGAAGUGAUUUAUGAUGAUGUACCAAGAGAAAACUCUGGAUCCACAACAGACCCAGAUGAGAUGAUCUAUGAUGACGUUGAGUUCGGGGAGGAGGGCGGCAGCAGCUCGCUGGACAACGGCUGGAGCUCCAGUGAAUUCGAGAGCUAUGAGGAAAACAGUGACGCAGAGAACGGACAUGGAGAAAACGGCCUCCCGGACGCCUUCGUCAGGGGUCGCGCACCCAGCAAGAAAACACACCUGUCUGAAGAUCUGGCACGUUUGAAAGAGCACUAUGAGAGAAAGAUGCGAGAUCUCAUGGCUAACACAGUGGGAACAGUAGAGCUACAGCAGCUCAAACACAAACACGAGCAGAAGAUGCAGCGACUGGUAAAAGCAGCUAAAGAUGGAACUAAAGAUGGACUGCAGAAAACCAAAGCCGCGGUGAGAAAGGGCAGAUCGUUCAUCCGCACCAGAUCUCUCUGUCAUGAGAAGAAACCCAGCUGCUUUGAUGAAGAGUCCGAUCUGUUCAUUGAGGUGGAGUGUUUUAAUGUGGAUCCAGUGCUUGGACCUGCGCCUGACGGACUCUCUCAACACCAGGUAAUGAGGAGAUUCAUUCUGGGGAAGAUUCUGGAGAGCGAGAAGAGCUAUUUGGAAGCACUGAAGAGAAUUUUAGAGCAGUAUGAGAAGCCUCUGGCAGAAAUUGAGCCUCGGUUACUCAGUGACCGCAAGUGUAAGGUGGUGUUUCAUCGCAUUCGGGAGAUCCUGCAGUGUCAUGCGCUCUUUCAGAUGGCGCUUGCCAGCCGUGUAUCCGACUGGGAUGAGCUGGAGAUGAUUGGAGAUGUGUUUGUAGCAUCGUUUUCCAAGUCUAUGGUGUUGGACGCUUACAGCGAAUAUGUGAAUAACUUCAGCUUGGCAAUGGGAGUGGUGCGGAAGGCAUGCGCCGCUAAACCCUGUUUCCUGGACUUCCUCAAGCACCGCCAGGAAACAAGUAAAGACCGUCUGACUCUUUAUGGACUGAUGAUGAAGCCUAUUCAGCGGUUCCCUCAGUUUAUUCUACUGCUGCAAGACAUGUUAAAAAACACACCAGUGGGCCAUGCUGAUCGCCUUCCCCUUCAGAUGGCUCUUACAGAACUGGAAACGCUUGCCGAAAAGUUAAACGAGAGGAAAAAGGAGGCUGACCAGCGCUGUGAGAUACGACACAUCGCUAAAGCUAUGAACGAACAUUACCUCAACAAGCUGCUGAGCAGUGGCAGCCGUUAUCUGAUUCGUUCUGAUGACAUGGUGGAAACCGUUUAUAACGAUCGAGGGGAGAUCAUUAAGACUAAAGAACGGCGAGUCUUUCUCCUAAACGACGUGCUCAUGUGUGCCACCCCCAACAGGCGGCCAUCUCAGGAUGGUGUGAGUGUUGGAGCUGGAGGUGAAGGGGUUCCCUCAGGACAGCAUUUUCUGCUCAAGUGGAGUGUACCGUUAAGUUUUGUGGAGGUCGUGGAGUUUGGCUCCAGUGAGGAGAUUGCCGACUCCAGGUUUCCCCCCUCACACUCUGGAGAUAAAGUCGUCAUAAAUGCAAAACCUAAUAAGUUAUAUAUGGGGCCAGGGCAGCUGUACCAGGACCUGCAGAACCUGAUACAUGACCUGGGCUUGGUGAACCAGAUUUCCACGAUGAUCAGCAGUCUGAAAGGGAAUUAUCAGAAUGUUAAUGGGACUGUUGCUCAGGACUGGGUUUCAGGUCUCCAGCGCCUCAUUUUAAAGAAAGAGGAGGAGAUUCGGGCAGCUGAUCGCUGUAGGAUACAACUACAGUUACCAGGGAAACAAGACAAAUACGGCCGACCCACGUUUUUCACUGCCGUCUUCAACACUUUCAGUCCAUCCAUCAAGCAAACAUGGACCAGUAAUCUGCAGAUGGCUAAAUUGGCUUUACAGGAGGACAACAUCCAAGGCUGGUUUUGUGCUGAAGAUGAUGGUAAUCAGAUGAGGAAGCAGAAUCAUCCUCUCUUGCUCAAGCAAAUGGCUGUGGUCAUGUCCAAACUACAGGAGUUCAAGGUGGAGUGUGCCGUUCACAACCCCGAGCCUCAUGUGAACACGGACAGCACUGCAGAUCUGCCUGUUAUGGGUCACGGAUGUGUGUGGGUGGCGAGUUGCACCAAUCACAUGGGUCAGGUGUCCAUUGUGGCACUGCAGAACUCAAAUCCUAAAGUUACAGAGUGUUUUAAUGUGGAGUCGCGUAUUCUUUGUAUGACGCAUGUACCGUUGGAUGAGACUAGAGAACGGUGAGGGAAACCUGAGGAUCGGAAAGCCUGUGAUAUGCCAACUGUCUGUUUGGGAAUGGAGGAAGGCAGUAUAUCUGUGUAUAAGAGCAGCCAGCGCUCUAAGAAGGUUCGCCUGCAGCACUUCUUCUCUCCUGAUAAGUCCAGCGUCACGUGUUUGGUGUACACGAGUGGGUGUCUGUAUGCAGGUCUGGUCAGUGGUUCUCUGGUCAUCUACUCCAGAACUGAUGACGGCUCCUGGGUCGAGUCGGGGGCCUGUGUGUUGAAGCUGGGGGUGUUGCCGGUUAAAGCUCUACUGGUGGUGGGCGAACACAUCUGGGUUUCAUCAGGAGGACAGAUCUUCAUUAUCAGCACACAGAGAAACACGGUGGAGCGUCAGUUUGAAGCCCAUCAGGAGGAAGGAAUGAUCGUGUCCCACAUGGUGGUGGCUGGAGUGGGGAUCUGGAUAUCCUUCAGCACCGGCUCAACCCUCCGACUCUUCCACACCGAGACUCUCGACCACCUGCAAGACAUCAACAUUGCCACAGCUGUCAAUAACAUACUACCAGGACAGCAGAGAGUCUCUGUGAGCAGUCUGUUAGUGUGUCAUGGUCUGCUGCUAGUGGGCACUAAUCUGGGGGUCACGGUGGCCCUUUCGGUGCCCAGACUACAGGGCAUCCCAAAGGUCACAGGUCGAGGAAUGGUCUCUUUUCAUGCACACCACGGCCCAGUCAAGUUCCUCACCAUGGCAACAGCAGUGUGUAACGUCUCCCAAGCUACCAUGGCAACCCUCACCUCCAGUACUCCCAGUCAGUGCCAGCCUGAGGCCCCAGAGCUGGAGGGAGCCACACUGAACCAGAACUGCAGCAGCGACACACAUGCGCCUGUUCUCCAGGACUCCCCGUCCUCCUCGUGUGGCUCUCUGGCUCUGUCUCAGGCAUCUUUAGAGCACGGCCCAGAGGACGGGGCCAUAUACGACCUGCUGAACGAGCCGUCACACUUCCAGAAGGCCAAGCAGACUGACCGAGUCAGUGCCAGCUCUGUGUUGGUGGUGUCAGGAGGGCUCGGACACCGCAGAAUCAACCGAAAAACCAAAAUGUCCAAGCACGAGGAGAUGGCGUCCACUAUUAUGGUGUGGCAAAUACCACUGCCAAGCCUGUGAGGGGAGAAAGAGGAAUGAAAAUGGGCAUUCCACAUCAAAGAGAGCAGUUCCUGAGCCUGACUUUACCUUCCAUAAUAGGCUAAUGGAGAAAAAAAAACAUUAAUGAAUGAAGGGAAAAAAGGUUGUGUUCCAGCAAUGAGCUGAACUACCAAGUCAUGCAUCAGAGAAAUGCGGUUUACCACUUGGCACAUUCGCCUACAUUUAAAAGGUGAAAGUAUGUCAGUACCACUGCAGUGUGAUGGAUUUUCAGGUCUAAUACAACAUUUUAACUGCAAAAUAAUUUCACAUAAAACAAACAGACGCGUUAGUAUAACAGCAGAAAGUUUUCUUUAAUGCCACUUUUUAAAGAAGAUGCUCACCUCUUGAGGGAUAGUUCAACCAAAUAAUGAAAAAUCUGUCAUCAUUUACCAACUCUCUACUCGCUUCAAAGUGUUUUGAGUUUCUUCUGGUGAACACAAAAGAAGAGAUUUUGAAUAAUGAUGGAAAUCGCUAGCCAUUGACUUCCAUAGUAUUUUGUUUUCCUACUACGGGUGUCAGUGGCAGCCGGUUUCCAACAUGCUGCAAAAUAUAUUCGAUUGUGUUCAGCAGAAAAGAAAAACUCAUUGAGGUUUAAAAACUUUCAUUUUGGGCUGAACGCUCUCUUUCAUUUCAGUUGUUUUGUGAAAAUGCAUCUCAAACUUUUGCUUCAAGGAAUGGUGCUUUUUAUUGCAUUGGCUGAAUCAGCAGCUUGACUGAGGUUUGUCCUUUGUGAUCGACUGAAUGGUUUGUAUGGGAUUCUCUGGCGGGCCAGAGUGUCUUUUGGGUCCUAAAGUGAAGUUGGUGUCCACUGUUACCAGUUAAAGAGAAAUGGCAUUCCUCCAUCAUUCUAAUUUAAAGUUGCUUAUCAAUAUUUAAAGUUAUGGAAAAAGCUUUAUAUUGACAGUUUGUGAUAUGUAUUUCUGACUUGUGUAUUAACAAAUAUAUAUAUAUCAUUGUUUUAACCAGCAUUCUUUUGUAUAUUGGUGCAAACGGACUAGAUAACCAUGUUUUGGUUUUGUUUUUUCACUGGCCCCUUUAUUUCUUUUUUCCCUUUUUUUGGACUGACUUGCCAGCUCAUACAUAAGGGAAUGACCCAUGAAGAAAACUGAAUUAGGUUGAAUGGAUUUCUGUGAAAUGCACUUUUCCAACAGUAACACUGACUUUAUAGCUUACUGUAAAACCGACCUGGACGAGGAUGGAAAUAAUGAAAGAAAAACAGCUUUUUUUAGACUAAUGAACAUGUAUGGUUGUUGUUUUUUUCUUAGUAUUCCCAGUAUGAGUGUUUCUGUGGAAAAAAGUUAUUAAAUAUUCAUUUUGCAAGAUUUCAUUUUGCCUACCUAAAAGGGAAAUUAAAAAAAGAAUAAUAUUUACACCUUAACUGUGAUGUUAAUUUCUUAAUGUAUAUUUAGGUUGGAUAUAGAAGUUUUACACACACACACACAUUCAAAAGUUGAAGUCAGAAUUAUUAGUCCUCCUGAAUUAUUAGCCCCUCUGUGUUUUUUUCCCCAAUCUCCAUUUAAUAGGAUUUUUUUUUUCAACACAUUUCUAAACAUAUUAGUUUUAACCUCCUAAACUCUGAGACCUGGUACCGGGUCUGUGACAUCAUUUACUUCCGCAUUCUAUAAAUUUUAAAAGAAAAACUGAUUUCUUUUAUCUUUGCCGUGAUGACAGUGCAUAAUAUUUUACUAGAUAUUUUAAGAUACUAGUACUCAGCUUUACAAUUUAAAGACUUAACUAGGUUAAUUAGGUUAACUACACUGAAAAAAGUUGACUCAACUCAAAAUUGUAAGGCAACUAUUAACCCAAGUACUGCACUUGACUCAUUUAAGUUGAGUCAACUCAUGAGCUGAAGCUAGUUGCUUUAAUUUUAAGUUGAGUCAACUUUUUUUACAGUGUAGGCAAAUUGGGUUUAUUAGGCAAAUCAUUGUAUAACAAUGAUUUGUUUUGUAGAUAGUUGAAAAAGCAUUGCUUUUGGGGGCUAAUAAUAUUGACCUUAAAAUGGCUUUUAAAAAUAAUAGUAAAAUAAAUAAAACAAGAAAAAAAAUAAAACAAUUUGUUUUUCAGAAAAAAAAAAAUAUUAUAGGAAAUACUGUGAAAAAUUCCCUGCUCUGUUACACAACAUUUAGGAAAUAUAUGGAAAAAAAAUACAGGAGGGCUAAUAAUUCUGACGUCAACUGUAUAUAUCAAACACUUCGCACCUGUUUUAUAGAGAAAAUUAA